Molecule: messenger RNA, 1612 nt
Organism: Aplysia californica (California sea hare)
Lineage: Eukaryota; Metazoa; Mollusca; Gastropoda; Aplysiida; Aplysiidae
Product: myb-like protein X
Exons: 4
Coding region: 269-1561 (430 amino acids)
Source: RefSeq, a predicted model, not a curated record
AUCAUAAAAACUUCCGACUUCCGGCCAUCUUUUACUUUCGUUUCCCCAGAACAAGCGCAUGGUAGAAUGUUUACGAACAAGUCAAGAAGUGAACAAAUUUUUCAGAGAUGCUUCUUCCUCUAGACUUCAAUUCAAGUAAAACUACCACAAUGGCGAAGAAAACCAUCUCAGAAUAGUGAUUAUGUCAAGUUUUGAAACUGUCAUAGUUUAGAUACCAAAGAGAACAGGAAAAGAAACAGAGACAGAAUUUAAGAGUGUCAGUCUAGACAUGCCGUCUGAAAAGAAAGAAAAGAAGGAGAAAAAGAGAGGAAAACAUGGAAGGGAGUCUGAAGAGUCUGUUAGUCAGGGAAGUGUUGAAACAUCUGCCAGAAGAGACAGUUCCAAGGAAAAACUCAAGAAAAAGAAAAAGCUGGAAAAAGUAGAAACUGAUCUAACAGCCGAUGUGUCACAUAAAGAAGUAGAAGAAAGCAGUGAAAGUGUUCAGAAAACCAAGAAAAAAAGCAAAUGUGAGACAUCCGUCCUUGUCGAUGAAGUGGAGACAGAGAAAGUGGUCGAAAAGGGAAAGAAGAAAAAGAAGGAGAAAGCGAAUAAACCUGACCAGGAACUUGAUGCUUCUAUGAACGAUAUAGAGCUCUCUGGUACAAUCAGUGGUACCGGUAGUCAGAAAAAGAAAAGAAAACAUAAAGAGGAGGAUGGGGACAUAUGCCAACAAGAUAAAGAUAGUGCAGAGUCUGACAGCACUGGCUUAGAUACAGCUUCUCAGAAGAAGAAAAAGAAAGACAAACAGAAAGAAAGGCAUAGAAAAGAAUCUAACACGUCUUUGGACCAGAUCACAGAUGUCCCCGUCUCGGACAUACCAAGAGAAAAACACAAGAAAAAGAAAAAAGACAUUGAUGCAGAUGUCAGUACAUCGCAUGAACAAGUAGAAAAUAGCAGUGCAACAGUUGAGAAAGUUAAGAGAAAACGAAAGCAUGAAGCAUCAAAAGAUGCCAAUAAUAUUGAAAAUGAUGAGUCUGGUAGUACUAGUAUUAAAAACUUGGCCUCAGAUUUAACACCUAAAAAGGUAAAGAAGGAAAAACAGAAAGUGGAUGAUGAGUCGUCUCUUGGCGUUGUUGACCAGAGCAUUUUACAGCAAGCAGGCACUAACCUAGGACUGCCAGUUGAAGAGGAAAAUAUUCCCUCUGAGGAAAAGCCGAAAAAGAAAAAAAAGGAAAAGAAAGAGAAAUCAAGCCAAGAGAACAGUGAAAGUGAAGCGCAGCCUGAAGGGACCAGAUGGAGUCGUUGUGUUGACUACUUGAGACUGUGGGCCACAGAUCGGGCCAGCUGGAGGUUCAAGAAGGCGUCCCAGGUCCAGCUACUGCAGAUUAUGUACAACAAAUCUCAGAUGUCAGACGAGGACUUUGUCGUGAUGCUGCAGUACUUAGAGGAGAUUAGGGGCAAAGGUAGAGACAAGACGCGUGAAGAUGCUGAGAAAUUGCUACAGGAUGGUACAGAUGCACAAGAAGCGCAAGAUGAUGAUAAAGUUUUGAGAGCGCGACAGAUUUUCCAGCUGCUCAGCUAAUGAUGUGCUCUAACAAUCUGGAUUAUUUGAAUAAAAUGUUACCUUACCAAA